GUAGCUGCUCACACACCAGCCUGAACAGUUGUGCUGCUGAGGGUAAAGAGAGCACAGCAUCUCCAUUGAUCAUGCAACCGGCUUUCUUCUCCCUCAUCCUGACUGCCGUACAUGUGUCUGUACGGGUGGAUUGUACGCCGAGGCCCCGGGGCCCCGAGACGCUGCUGCAACCUGAGCAGAGCAGCUCCACCACAGGAGCACAUGAUCCAUCAUACACUUCUACGGGACGUUUCCACUGGGAGCUGAGUGGAUCAGGGAGAAAAGGCAUUCACAGACACUUCCUGGUUAUUUUGCCAGUGAGAACAGAUACAAGCAACUUUGUGUCAAUAUUUGAUUUGAGAAGAAAACGCUUCCUCUGCAUGGACUCAAAGGGAGAGCUGUACAACUCUAGGCAGAAGGACAGAGAAGAUUGUCUCUUCCAGCGCAUUUGGUUAGACUUGAACCACCAUGAUGUGUUUUACUCUAUGAGUGGAAACCGGCUGCUCAAACUGGACGGAGCGGAGCUGCGAGUUGCUUCCCAGGAGCCAGCUGAAGUCUCCUCAGGCCUGGUGCAGAGGUUCCUGGGCCCCUUGGUGAAGAGACAGAGGAGGAGUGAGGAGGUGAACCCCUCUGAUCCAUUAAGAUCACAGUCACAUCCUUCACCUUCUGCCAAGGAUCACCAGGACAAUGUGCAGCCCGACCAGGACCAGGCCGGUUCUCAGUCCAAAGAGACCAUCGCCUCCAGUGAUGAUGACCCUCUGAGGGUCUUACAGCCCAACGGGCCCGGCAGUCCAGUCAAGAAUAACAUCGCAGACCGAGCAGAACAAGCCUAACGGACUGGGUUUAAGGGGUGAAAAGUCAAGAGGGGCUGCAGGUCUUUCUGUUUGUUCUGAAACUGUUUAACUGCAGCAGAUACUCCUCGACACCUUGUCCUGCAUCUGUGGAGCGCAGUUUGAGUGACAGCUUCAGAACGACUUGCAGAGAGCUGCUAGAGUCACAGUGACACUGGAGGGCUUCUUAAACACCAAAGCAUUCAAUAUUUUACAACAUCUCAAAGAACAGACAGCAUAUCAUAAAAUCCUUGAGUCCAAUUUUGCAGAAUUAGUCUUCACGGUACUAUUGUCAUUGGUCAUGUACUCAUAAAGCAUGUUACAUAACAGCUUGAACAUAUCUUCUGUUUGAACAGCAGACGAAGGAGAAGUUUGGCAACAUUCUCCACAAUCAUGCAGCGAGUUAGCUCCAGCGUCCCGCUGACCUCUUCUGUCGGUUAAAUUUUAAACCUCGGGUCAGAUGUGGCAAUGUUUGUUUUGUAAAAAUAUGUAAUCUGUAAGUAAUUAUGAAUAUUUAUGCAUACAUUUGUUGAUACAAUAAAGCUUCAAAACAGGAGUUUACAAACUAAACAAAAACAGACCAGUACAAACUGUAAAAGAAAAAAAAAUCAUCUGCUAUUUGUAGCCAUAUGCAGGGUGCCGGACACCAUAGUCACAGCCAUGAAAAGGUAUUUAUUUAUUGAAAUGUGUUAAAUGACUUCCUUCGUAGCCUACUGUUUUAUUAUUUAUAUAUUUCAUGCUGUGCUAUUUCUGAUGUGGAAAAAUAAAUGGUAACUGUUCUGUGGAUUGUCUGUCUUAGUCAUUGCUUCCAUGAUCACUUAUAUAUCAACUGAUCAUUGAUAAAAGUAAAAGUAAUAAUAAAAGUGAUACAUACUGAAGGAAAAAGAGCAGCUCUGAAUAAAUGUUUCCUCUUCACUACAGUUCACAUUUUCAUUGAGGGCCAUUAAAACAAAAUACCAAAAAAUAAUACUUCUGCAGUCGGUUAUGGUAGUGACAGUUCAAAUGUUCCUGGCUACAAAUAUCUGCACAAUACCUGCUAG
Molecule: messenger RNA, 1849 nt
Organism: Centropristis striata (black sea bass)
Lineage: Eukaryota; Metazoa; Chordata; Actinopteri; Perciformes; Serranidae
Product: fibroblast growth factor 23-like
Exons: 3
Coding region: 72-812 (246 amino acids)
Molecular function (GO): growth factor activity
Source: RefSeq, a predicted model, not a curated record